AUGGGCAAGAGCGAUAAGAAAAAAGUUUCAGUUGGAGAAUCGGUCGUGCCUGAUGGUGGAUGGGGAUGGGUCAUUGUCUUUUCAUCAUUCUUGAUUCAUUUUAUUAUGGACGGAAUAACAUAUUCAAUGGGUCAAGUGUUCCUAGAACCCAUGCGAACUAAACUUUCACUCGAUCGAGCUUCGGUUUCAAUUGUUUUCAGUAUUUUGCCAGCUAUCACUCUUGGCGCAGGACCAAUCGCAACUGUUCUGACUAAUAUGUACGGAUGCCGUGCAGUGGCUAUAGCAGGUACUUGCAUUGCCUCGUUCGGUUUUUUUCUUAGUCGACUAUGGGCCAACAUUUGGUUUUACUAUAUGACGAUUGGCGUCAUUGGAGGUCUUGGUUUUGCACUCAUGUAUUUGCCAGCCAUUGUUUCUGUGGGAUUGUAUUUCGAACAAAAACGUACAUUUGCCAUGGGCAUCGCUCUUCCUCUACCACAAGAACCUAGCGAACAACGACGACUAGAACGAAAACUACGUAAAGAAGCCAAACAAAAGCAAAACGAGCAACCUUUAAGUUCGCAGAAUGGAUCUGCCACAUCGCAAAAUAAUAUUGCCGAAGUUGUCACCAUUGAAAAAUCACCAAGAAAAUCAUUCUUUAAUCAAAUAAUCGAACAAAUCGAUCUGAAUCUACUCAAAAAUCCUGCAUUUACACUAUUUGCUGUAUCGAAUUUCUUAAAAAAUCUUGGCUUCAAUGUAAUAUACAAUUUUUCCGAUGAUCUUGCAAAUGAUUUAAAUGUGACAAAAAAUCAACGAAUAUAUAUUGUUAUGUCAGUUGGUUUGUCCAGUAUUUUCGGUCGCUUGAUCUUUGGUUAUAUAGGUGAUCGAAAAUCGAUGAAUCGACUUUUCUUAUUCAUUAUAACAUCGAUUAUUUCCGGUGUUGCUACCAUGGUGGCUCCAUUAAGUGGCUCUUCUAUUUUUCUUCAUAUAGGCUAUGCAUCCCUUUUUGGCUUCUUUUCGGGUGGUAGUGUUACUUUAACAGCGAUCGUUCUUGUCGAUAUAGUCGGCAUUAGUAAGUUGUCGGAUGCAUUCGGUGUUCUUUUACUUUUUAUUGGCAGUGCAGCUGCUCUUGGAACACCUAUUGUUGGAGGACUGCGAGAUGCAUUUGCUCAUUUUCCUCAACCUUUUCUAUGGCCUUAUCUUAUUGUUGGCAGUUGUACUGUUGUUAGUGGUAUCCUAUUAUUUGCCAUUCCUUUUUUGCAACGAAAAAAGUCGAGUGAUGAUCAUAUGGAGAUAGGCUGUGAUGCUUUCUAUUCGGCAGAAGAUAUACCGUCUCAAGAACAACUGCAAAAAUUUUAA
Rotaria sp. Silwood1 is the source of this 1335-nucleotide messenger RNA. The record is from the annotation of a GenBank genome assembly. NCBI's taxonomy places the organism in Eukaryota, Metazoa, Rotifera, Eurotatoria, Philodinida, Philodinidae.